AUGAAAUCGACAACCGGAUAUAAAUGGUUGCGGAAGUGCGUUCGAGGAUCAGCUAUACGUCUACUGAGUUAUCAAUACAUCCCUGGCCGAACUUUCAUAGCACUAUCAAUGCUGCUUUCACUUGCAUCUUUCGGGAUUUACGUAUCAGAGGCAAGUCAAUGGCCAAACGAGAUAGAGAAAUGCGGCCACAAGGGUCGAAGACAUCGUCUUCUGGAUUUUCUCUUCAAUCUCUUCUUUCUACUUCACUUUCUUAUACGUUGGGCUGCCUCUGAUAAUAAACUCAUCUUCUGGGUAGAUCCGUUCUCCCUCCUAGACUAUUGUACGGUACCUCCGUGUUUACUGGCAUUUGCACUUAAGAGAACAUGGAUGGGUCUUCGUUUUAUGCGUAUCUUCAGGCUCUUCAAUCUAGCUGAAGUAUUGCAUAACUUGAACAUCAUUAAAUCUGCUUCUGCGCUGCGACUAUGCCAGUUGAGCUCCUUCUUCCUCGCGAUUUGGCUGGCAGGUGCUGGAAUGAUCUACCUACUGGAAAAUACGGGCGAUCCUUUUGCAUCCCCACCAUAUGGCAAUGCUCAUCGUCUCACCUAUCUAGAAUGCCUCUACUUUGCUAUUGUAACCAUGUCAACAGUCGGUUAUGGUGAUAUAACUCCACAAACUACUCUCGGUCGCUUCUUCACAUCUGUUUUCAUACUCUGCGCUCUCGCAGCCUUCGCCUACUGCAUCCCUGAAAUCGUUGAAAUGUUUCUCAACACCAGUAAAUAUAAUGGAAAAUACUUAUCUCGGCCGGGAAAGCGACAUGUUGUUGUCUGUGGUGAUGUGACAACAGAAUCCGUGAAACACUUCCUUGACGACUUUCUCCAUCCUGAUCGAAGGCGAACAGAUGUAGAAGUUGUAUUCAUGAACCGAUCGAAGCCAGACUUGAGGCUAAAGAGCUUGCUUCGACGGCACUUUUCAAGAGUGAAAUAUCUCGAGGUAUGUGUCAUUUUAUGA
Molecule: messenger RNA, 987 nt
Organism: Rodentolepis nana
Lineage: Eukaryota; Metazoa; Platyhelminthes; Cestoda; Cyclophyllidea; Hymenolepididae
Source: the annotation of a GenBank genome assembly